UCCGGACAAGCCAAUCAGCGUCACCGCCUUUUCCGGUGUAACGCCGGGUCUCGGCUUCUUCCCAGACCCAGGGGGUCUGGGCCAUGGCUCCCCGGGCCCUUCUCCUGCUGCUGUCGGGGACCCUGGCCCUGACCCAGACCCAGACCCGGGCGGGUUCCCACUCCCUGAGGUAUUUCUACACCGCCGUGUCCCGGCCCGGCCGCGGGGAGCCCCGCUUCGUCGCCGUGGGCUACGUGGACCACACGCAGUUCGUGAGGUUCGACAGCCACUCCGCGAGUCCGAGGAUGGAGCCCCGGGUGCCGUGGAUGCAGCAGGAGGGGCCGGAGUACUGGGACCGGGACACGCGGAUCUACAAGGACACCGCACAGAAUUUCCGAGUGGGGCUGAACAACCUGCGCAGCUACUACAACCAGAGCGAGGAGGGGUGUCACACCUACCAGUGGCUCUGUGGAUGCGACGUGGGGCCAGAUGGGCGCCUCCUCCGCGGGUACAGUCAGUUCGCCUACGACGGUGCCGAUUACCUCACGCUGAACGAGGACCUGCGCUCCUGGACCGCGGCGGACACGGUGGCUCAGAUCACCCAGCGCAAGUGGGAGGCUGCCGGUGGGGCAGCGGAUCAGAGGGCCUAUCUGGACGGGGAGUGCGUGGAGGGGCUGCGAAGGUACCUGGAGAAAGGGAAGGAAACGCUGCAGCGUGCAGAACCCCCAAAAAGACACGUGACCCACCACCCCUUUUCUGACCGUGAGGUCACCCUGAGGUGCUGGGCCCUGGGCUUCUACCCUGCGGAGAUCACCCUGACCUGGCUGCGUGAUGGGGAUGACCUGACCCAGGACACAGAGCUUGUGGAGACCAGGCCUUCAGGGGACGGAACCUUCCAGAAGUGGGCGGCUGUGGUGGUGCCUUCUGGGGAGGAGCAGAGAUACACAUGCCACGUGCAGCAUGAGGGGCUGCCCGAGCCCAUCACCCUGAGAUGGGAGCCACCUCAGCCCACCAUCUCCCUCGUGGGCCUCAUUGCCGGCCUGGUCCUCUUCGGGGUCACUGGAGCUGCGGUGGCUGGAGCUGUGAUGUGGAGGAAGAAGCGCUCAGGAGGAAAAGGAGGGAGCUAUGCUCAGGCUGCAAGUGGGGACAGUGACCAGGGCUCUGAUGUGUCUCUCACGGCUGCUAAAGUGUGAGACGGCUGCCUUGUGGGGACUGGGUGAUGCAAGAUUUGUUCACGUUCCCCUGUGUGACAUCGAGAUCCCCUGACUCCUUCUGCAAAGAGCAUCUGAAUUGGUCUGUGUUCCUAUUGUCAUAAUGUGGGGAGGUGGGAAGACUGGUCCACCCCUGCCCACCAAGAGCCCUCCCACCCCACACUGACUGUCCUGUUCCAGCAAAGGUGGGCUGGGCCUUGUAUUCACUUCAUGUUGGGGUGAGUAAUGAUAUCCUACUUAUUAAAAUCUGAUAUGAGAAUCUGA
This is a messenger RNA of Manis pentadactyla (Chinese pangolin), 1454 nucleotides long. Its product is annotated as patr class I histocompatibility antigen, A-126 alpha chain-like. The transcript is spliced from 8 exons. The coding region runs from base 84 to 1172 and encodes 362 amino acids. Gene Ontology annotation, biological process: positive regulation of T cell mediated cytotoxicity; antigen processing and presentation of endogenous peptide antigen via MHC class I via ER pathway, TAP-independent; antigen processing and presentation of endogenous peptide antigen via MHC class Ib. Gene Ontology annotation, cellular component: external side of plasma membrane. Lineage: Eukaryota; Metazoa; Chordata; Mammalia; Pholidota; Manidae. The record is from RefSeq and is a predicted model, not a curated record. Gene Ontology annotation, molecular function: peptide antigen binding; signaling receptor binding.